Messenger RNA from Equus quagga, 821 nucleotides. RefSeq names its product RPA interacting protein (gene RPAIN). The transcript is spliced from 7 exons. Gene Ontology annotation, biological process: protein import into nucleus. Lineage: Eukaryota; Metazoa; Chordata; Mammalia; Perissodactyla; Equidae. The record is from RefSeq and is a predicted model, not a curated record. Gene Ontology annotation, cellular component: nucleus; PML body. Bases 41 to 700 code for a protein of 219 amino acids.
UGGGGCGGGGCUUUCUGGCGGCGACUCCCGCGAAGAGCAGAUGGCAGAGCCGCCAGGGUCCCGGCACCGCUCGCUGUACAAACUGGUGGGCUCGCCCCCUUGGAAAGAGGCUUUUCGGCAGGGAUGCCUGGAGAGAAUGAGAAACAGCCGGGACAGGCUCCUGAACAAAUACCGCCAGACUGGAGGCAAUAUGCCAGAGAGAGCUCAGAACACCCUUCUGGUACAAGAGGUGAUGGAAGAAGAGUGGAAUGCUUUGCAGUCAAUGAAGAGCUGUCCAGAGGCCUUGGCUCAGUUGGAGGAGCUGAUGGACCUGGCUGUGCUGGAGGAAAUCCAGCAGGAGCUGAUUGACCAAGAACAGUCCAUCAUCCGUGAAUAUGAGAAGAGCUUGCAGUUUGAUGAAAAGUGUCUCAGCGUCAUGCUGGCUGAGUGGGAAGCAAACUCCCUCAUCUGUCCUGUGUGUACAAAGUACAACCUGAGAAUAACCAGCGGUGUGGUCCUGUGUCAGUGUGGCCUGUACGUCCCGUCUCAUUCUCCAGAGCUGACAGAGCAGAAGCUUCGUGCCUGUUUGGAGGACAGUGUGAAUGAGCACAGUGCACACUGUCCCCACACACCCGAAUUUUCAGUCACUGAAGAGACAGAAGAAAAGUCCAGCCUUCUCAUGAGCUGUCUGGCUUGUGAUACGUGGGCUGUGAUCCUCUAGAGCCAGCCUCCACUCACGUCAUCCUGCUGGGCUGGAAACAACGAGUUCCAUCUGAGAAGGGGCCCUGUAAAUACAAACCUUUUAUUUCUAAUUUAUUUUGUAUUAAAUCUUUUCAAACGUU